Messenger RNA from Solanum dulcamara, 904 nucleotides. RefSeq names its product protein LURP-one-related 11-like. NCBI's taxonomy places the organism in Eukaryota, Viridiplantae, Streptophyta, Magnoliopsida, Solanales, Solanaceae. The transcript has 3 exons. The coding region runs from base 35 to 685 and encodes 216 amino acids. The record is from RefSeq and is a predicted model, not a curated record.
AUUCCCUCUCUAAAUUAAGCCUGGUAAUAUUUCAAUGGCUAAAGUUUACCUAAACAAGUCAAAUUACCUAAGUACAAUUUCUUCUUCUUCAUCAUCAUCUUUUUCUUCUAUUUCCUCUACUAAUUCUUAUGUGAGCCCAAGAAGAGAAAUAUUCACUUUGUGGAUGAAAUCUCUAGUCUACCAUGGAAAUGGAUGCACUGUUUAUGACUCAAAUGGACAAAUUGUUUAUAGAAUUGACAACUACAACAUUAAACGUAGCAAACAAGUUCAUCUCAUGGAUUCCAAUGGCAAAGUUCUAUUUUCCAUUCGAAAUAGGAAAGUUCCAGUAUUUGGACAUUGGGAUGGCUAUAAAUGGAGUUAUGAUGGAGUGACUAGUAAAGAAAUACCAUGGUUUCAAAUGAAGAAAAUUCACAAUGUUCGUAAGGGAGAUAAUGAGAACUACUAUAAUGUUAUAUUGGGAUGUAAUUCUGAAGCAAGUUGCUAUGGUAUUAUUCUUGGCACAAAAUCUAUCAAGAUUGUGAACCAACAACAUGGUCGACUUGUCGCAGAGGUAAAACAAAAACAAGCAAGUUCAGGAGUACUAUUUGGAGAUGAUGUAUCAACAUUGGUGGUGGAACCUCAUGUUGACCAAUCAUUAAUUAUGGCACUUGUCACUGUUUGUGGUCUAAUCCAUCACAAAAUUUAAUUAGUACUAAGAUAAGAUUCUUCCUAAUCACUUUUUCUAUGUAAUAAUAAUUGUAAUAUCUCUCUUUCCUUUGUUCUUGGAAACAGGGAAAAGAGAAGUUAAUUAUAGUUUGUACCUUGAGGAAUGAGUUGUUUAGAUGUUAAUCUUGUGAUUAAUAUUGAAGUGUACAAUUCUAUUAUCACAAAAUUUGGAAUAAGAUCUUACUGAUGUGAUAGAUUA